Molecule: messenger RNA, 2016 nt
Organism: Rhodotorula toruloides NP11
Lineage: Eukaryota; Fungi; Basidiomycota; Microbotryomycetes; Sporidiobolales; Sporidiobolaceae
Product: p53-like transcription factor
Exons: 3
Coding region: 1-2016 (671 amino acids)
Biological process (GO): positive regulation of transcription by RNA polymerase II; meiotic cell cycle
Cellular component (GO): nuclear chromosome
Molecular function (GO): DNA binding; DNA-binding transcription factor activity
Source: RefSeq, a predicted model, not a curated record
AUGGACGCUCCGGACAACCGCACGUCCGACGACUCAGUCCGUCCCUGCACCGUCAGCUGGGCCGCCCAGCUCCUCCAGCAGUUCCAGACUUCACCUCUCGAUCCAGCUCACCUCGCCCACCCACCUCCCCGCCACCCAUUUGGCUUCUCCGACGUCGCGCAGUAUGCUGCCGCAAGUCCGGCGGCCAACUAUUCGGCCGGGUCGUCGGCAAACGCGCUCUUCCCUCCGCCCAUUCCGCACUUCCUCUCUCAUCACCCUUCUCCGGCGUACCCUAUCUUCGACGCGAGUGGUCUAGCCGUACCUUCCAGCACUCCGACAUACCCCUUCGGCUUUUCCUGCGCUCCCGCGUCGGCGUACAAUGCUCCUCCGCCGACAGCGUCCGUCCACCCUCUUCCUUUCGCCCCCAUCUACCCGACCUCCACCUUCUCUGCCACCUCCUUCUCGCAGCCCUCCACCUACGCUGAGUUCCCUCCCGCACCUGGUCCGCUCGAGUUCGCCCCCAUCCCGCCGGUUUACCACGCCGAUUCACCCCUAGUCGAUUCCUCCCUCGCCGGCUUCCGCUUCGUUCCGCCUUCGACCUCGCCCGGCUACUCGACUCAGCAGAAUUCAACAUUGCAAGAUGGCUUGAGCGGGCGCACGGACUCGCAAGGCGCAAUCUCGUCGUUCGCCUCGUCGCAAUCUUCUGCGCCGCUCUUCCUUCCUGCAUCACCGGCACCGUUCGAGCCGGUCGAGCCCGGGCCGCGCUUUUCGCAGUCCUCGCUGUCGACUGUCACGACCGCCUACGAGCCCGCUACGACGGCAACGCCGGAAGACGAACUUGGGAAGGUCGUCGCGAACGAAGGCUCGACUGGCCGCCCGACGAGGAGCAGCAGGAAGCGCGCCAUCUACAUCGACGACGAAAGCGGCGACGUGUCGAGUGAGGACGACGCAGCGGACCAGGCGGACGACGGCGGCGAGUACCGACCUUCUCGCAAGCGUUCCAAGUCGUCCAUUGUGUCCUCCCUGCACCGCCGGCAACUCUCCAUCUCCUCCAUUUCCUCCGCCAUGUCCACCUCGACCGCCACCACCUCUCCCGCAACCAGUCCAGUCCGCACGACUUCGACUCGCCAGUCGCUUCACAAGCCGCUUGAGGUGAUUGAUGUCAAGGAGAUUGGGGAGUGGACGAGCGAGACGGUAUUCUUUGCGCCUUGGAGGCAGAAGGAGGAUGUGAGGGUGAUUGAUGCGCAUGGGAACGAACUCCCUCUCUCGCCCACGAUCGGCAACCCUUCGUCCUUUACCUACGACCCGACCCUCAAAAGCUGGCGCACCUACCGCCGCAACUUCCUCACCCUCACGAUCUCGCUCGACUCGCCUCUCGCGCUCGACACGCUCCGCACGUCGCACUCGCUCUCGCCUAUCAAGCACGUCGAGGUCGGUCUGACGAGCGCGACGUUUCCGAAGGGUGCGAACGCCGAGUUGCUCCAGUUCGAUGGCAACCGCAAGCUCAGGGAUGCAGUCACGCUCGGCCGCCAGGUCCUCGAGUCCGCCGCGCCGCCUCCCAAGGUGGACGAAGAACGCCCGCAAGACGACGCCGAGACGUCGACGCCAACUCUGCACCGCUACACCUCGACUUUCCGCCGCGUCCAGUUCCGCCACUCGACUGCGAACCACCCCAGCCUGGCCGCCAACGCGACGGACAAGCACUUCCUCGUGCGCUGCACGCUCUACGCCGUGCACGAGGACGAGACGGUCGUCGAGCUGGGCGGGUGGAGCAGCGCGAUGUUGAUUGUGCGCGGAAGGAGUCCGGGCAAUUUUGGCGAAGACGGCAAGGGCAAGAAGAAGAGCAGCAAGAGGGUGCCGUACGGCGCGGAUACCGACACGACGGACGACGAUGCACCUGGCGAAGUCGUCCUCGAUGACGGCGGCAACAUCGUCGUGCUCGGCGAUCCUCACCCUCUGCCAUCCGACGAGGCCGCCUCGACUGCGACGCACGGCGGCAGGAAGCGCAAGUCGAAGAAGAAGUCGCGCUCGACGUAG